AUGGAGUGCGAAGAGGCCGACGAGAAUACACUACUGUUGAGUGAAGUAGAUGGUGAAAGGACUACAAGUGAUUUAUAUCCGAACUGUGCGAUCGCGGCUGAAACAGGUUCUGUAGAAACUAUAGUGUUUAAUAGUAAUAUGAUGAAGACGUCCACUCAUGCAGAUAGUUUGGCCGCUACUUGGGGCGGGCGACGUUCCCUUCAGGACUCAAGGCGACUUCGUCGGGUUCGAUCAUGGUCAGGUGGACCGCAUGACGACGGAGGCUCUGAAAUAAGGAUACUAAGAGAACGAUUGGUGCGCACACAGACACGAUUGCAGCCGGGUGCUGUACGCCACUUGUCAAGGCGACAGAGGUUAACAUUGGUCUCAUUAGCCCUUGUAGACUUCAUGAGCUUCUGCUCCAUGAGUGUCAUGGCACCGUUCUUCCCGCGGGAAGCUGCUAUGAAAGGACUUUCAGAAACAAUGUGUGGAAUCGUUUUCAGUUUCUACGCAGUCGUCAUGUUCCUAACAUCACCCUUAUUUGGAAAGUUCCUGCCAAAAGUGGGGGGAAAGUUUUUAUUUACUGCAGGAAUGUUUGUCGCUGGAGCUUGCAAUGUGAUCUUUGGGAUGUUGUCACUCAUAGAAGAUACAUUACAAUUUACAAUUCUCUGCUUCGUGGUACGAGGUUUAGAAGCUCUAGGUGCUAGCGCUUAUUCUACAGCAAGUUACGUGUUCGUGGUGAACGCUUUUCCUGACAGCAUCGGGUCCGUCUUAGGUAUUCUUGAGACAUUCAUAGGUCUGGGUAUGUCUGUUGGACCAGCCAUUGGAGGAUUCUUGUACUCGAUCGGGGGCUUCGGUUUACCGUUCUACACCCUUGGCAUAAUCAUGGUAUUGACUGUGCCUAUCAACUACUUCUUGCUCACUGACUGUGAAGAAUACGUUUCGGGGUCAAAAACUGCAUCGAUUAUCGGACUUUUCAAAAUCCCAUCUAUUAUAAUAACAGGGCUGGUGAUAGUUAUAAUGUCCAAUACUUGGGCAUUUCUCGAUCCGACGCUGGAACCGCAUUUACGUCAAUUUGGGUUGUCGACAGAACAAAUUGGUCUAAUAUUCUUGCUGUUUUCCAGUCUCUAUGGGAUUUUUAGUCCCAUUUGGGGAUGGGUGGCCGAUCGUGUCCAUAAUCACUGGUGUAUGAUGGUAUGGGGUCUAUUUCUGUCUACAAUAGGGCUACUACUUCUUGGUCCAUGUCCGUUCAUACCAGGAUUGCCAAGACACCUGUAUUUGGAUUUAGCAGCUUUGUCAAUUUUGGGAAUGUCCGUGGCUUUAACGCUUUUGCCAACCUUCCAAGGGGUUCUAACAAGUUCCAUGGUUGAGGGUGGUUGUCCAGAGGCUCUGACGACUUACAGUGCAGUAGCAGGUGUGUGGUCAUGCUGCUACUCGCUGGGUGAGGUGCUUGGUCCAGCUGUUGGCGCUGCGAUCACACAACAGUACGGCUUUCCAUUGUGUGCUACUCUUUGUGCCUCAGCCUGCUUUACUAUGGCGAUAAUAACUCUUACAUUCUUUACACUACGCGAUUCCCGCAAGAGAGCAUUCUUAUCCAGCAGCGCUUGCGACUCUAUCCCCUACACCGACACUACGUGGAACAGUAACCAUUUCUGUCGAACUAGAAGCGCACCGCAUACUUUCGCCGACAACUCACCUUUGCUAACACCGUGCUCCUGUUAUAAAAAUCACAAUUUCACAUACGGUACUUCCCCACCAAUGCACGUCUGUCUCACACACAGUAAGAGUAACAAAAGUGGUUCAGCUAGUGUCGCUGACGUCAUCGCAUACAUCCUCAAGUUCGAGUUCGUCAUCAAUAUGUACAUACGUAUACGUAGGUCUAGGAAAAAACCGCUGCCAGCAGCAGUGCCAGUCACUACUGACCAGCUUUAUCAGAACUACAUCGAAGAAGAAAUUGAAGACCGACAUGAAUCCAAUGGAAAUGAUGAAGCAAUAUUUGGAAGUCCAGUUAUUUUAAAGAAUGUCACCAUGGAUAAUUUGAAAGUUAAGAAAAACAGUACGGGGCUCGUUGCCAAAGCUAUAGUCUGUGACGAGGAAAAGAGAACUACAAAUGAAAUCAUAAAACAUAAUAUUGAGAAGGUUCAUUUCUACGAGCAAGAUGAAUGUCCGACCUAUGAAGAUAUAUUUGAUAGUUGCGAAUGUAGAGAUGGAGUCACUUACGCAAGAGGCACAGUCACCGUCUCCUCUACAGGCGCAUGCGAAGUUUAA
Messenger RNA from Arctia plantaginis, 2247 nucleotides. The record is from the annotation of a GenBank genome assembly. Lineage: Eukaryota; Metazoa; Arthropoda; Insecta; Lepidoptera; Erebidae.